This is a messenger RNA of Aplosporella prunicola CBS 121167, 1152 nucleotides long. RefSeq lists its product as uncharacterized. The coding region runs from base 227 to 988 and encodes 253 amino acids. The transcript has a single exon. The record is from RefSeq and is a predicted model, not a curated record. Gene Ontology annotation, molecular function: S-adenosylmethionine-dependent methyltransferase activity; O-methyltransferase activity. Lineage: Eukaryota; Fungi; Ascomycota; Dothideomycetes; Botryosphaeriales; Aplosporellaceae.
CGACGUCGGCGUGUACAUACCACUCUCUCUCGGCUGUACGCGUUAUGUCCGAUCGGCUAUUCGCUCCAUCCUACUAUCACAGCUGUCGCUAUUACCGCUAAACCCGAUCAUGUCUUUGCGUGCUGACGUCGUCAUCUUGCCUAUAAAGCUGCCCCGCUUCCGUUGCCGUUGACAUGACCAUUCCCAGAACCAAACUCUCACUUCCACCUCAUCCUCCACCUACACAAUGUCGAGCCACCCUUCGAUCCACGCCUCCCACGAGCAUGACCCGCGCUGGGACGCCGUCGACCACUACGCAAUCCCGCACCUGCAUGGCCGCAACAAGGCCCUGUCCGAGGUUCUCGACAAAGCAUGGAAAGCGCAGACAGAGAACGGCCUGCCCGACAUCGCCGUCUCACCCGCUCAGGGAAAGUUCCUGAUGCUGCAGGCACGCAUGCUGGGCGUCAAGCACGCCCUCGAAGUCGGCACGCUCGGCGCCUACUCAACCAUCUGGCUCGCGCACGCGAACCCGGACAUCAAGAUCACGACGGUCGAGGUCGACGCGAAGCACGCUGCUGUUGCCAAAGAUAGCUUGCGCGCUGCUGGCGUGGCGGACCGUGUCGAGAUCAUCGUCGGCAGUGGCGUCGACGUGCUGCCUAAGCUUGUUGAAGAAGUCAACAAGGGCCAGAGGGAGCGCUUUGGGUUCGCGUUCAUCGACGCGGACAAGGAGAAUAAUUGGACUUAUUUUGAUCAGGCGGCCAAGAUGUGCACACCGCGCGCUUGUCUGAUCGUCGAUAACGUGGUUAGGAAAGGUCGAUUGGCCGAUGAGGAGGCUGCUGCGUCGGAUAAGAACAUCAGAGGUGCGCGAGAGGUUAUCGAGAAGGUAGGGAAGGACGAGCGGGUCGAUGGUGCUGUUAUUCAGACGGUGGGCGAGAAGAGCUAUGACGGGUUCUUGGUUGCUGUUGCAAGGGAUGAUAUUGUCGAGUACGUGAAGAGCCAGGCUGCUUAGGCUAGAACUGGCUGUAAGUGUAGGCGGGUGCGGGCCGCGAGCAAUGUCCGUGUGCAGAUUAAUCUGCGAUGAGAUUAACGAUAAAUGACUGGGAUUGAACUUUACCCGAGCCUCUCUUCUUAAUGUAGCUUUUAAUUUUAACUUGGCCUCCAAAUCUCCUGUCC